GCUCCUAUCUCAUGAUUUAGAGUAACAAAUCUGUUGUUUUGUUAGGGGCCAUUUUGUGUCAUCCUUUGUAUAGAGGUUAUGACCCUGUUUGACUUACCCCGGCAAGGUUUUGAAGGAUGGGGAAGGAGGAGGGUUAACCCAGGGCCCUGAUCCUUUCCAGUAGGGCACUCCCUCCAACUACGACUUCCCACUCUAGCUUUAAACAUGGCUUCAUGAGGACUGGACUAGACCAGAAAUGCCUCUCCAGGUGGCACAUCUAAUCCUUCCUCCCAGGAGGCUAAUUGGUCCAAGAGCUCCGGGGACAAUUCUUGAUCAGGAACUGUGGGAGGCUCCCUCAACCUCCAGAUCCCCUUGUGUGUGCUGCAUGGCAGAGCAAAUUAGAGACAGGAGUGAGGCAUGGUCCUCCUUUAGAAAUCUGUCUCCUCCCCCUCUAAACACAAGCAAACAAAAGCAACUCCUGAUGAGAAUCGAAAACAGUUUAGGGCUCUAGGGCACACCUGCUGCCCCUUGCACCCCAUAUCAGAUACCCGCCGGCCAAGAAAAUAGGCCAAGCACCCAGAAAUAUUGUGCUAUCAACUUCGAGUGGCCACAGGUCUCCCAGCCCCUAAGGAUAUCUCCUUACAAUAACCAGUCGUGAAGCCCCCUUUUGGGCCAGCCCCAACUUGGAAGCCACCAUUUCCACCACAGAUACCUGCCCCUCCCGGCCCACACUCUUCUCCCCCUCCACCUUCCUGCUCACCCCUUCGCCGCGGCCUGGGGUGGCAGGAAGGGAGGUGCUGGGCACCGGCCGUGAAAAGCAAACCCCCUCCUGCUCAGAGAGAGCGGCACUGCGCCAGGGAGGACGCAGGUCCAGUGACCCUGGCCAUGCAGUCCACCGAGGCCUGGAGUCACAGCUGGAGCACGCCGUCCUGGGACUAUUCGGGCUCUGGCUCCCUGGACCAAAUGGAGCUUUGCCCGGCCUGGGACCUGCCCUACGCUCACGCCAUCAUCCCUGCGCUCUACCUGGCGGCCUUCACCGUGGGCCUGCCGGGCAACGCCUUCGUGAUGUGGCUGCUGAGCGGACGGCGCGGACCGCGGCGGCUGGUGGACACCUUCGUGCUGCACCUUGCGGCCGCCGACCUGGGCUUCGUGCUCACACUGCCACUGUGGGCGGCGGCGGAGGCCCGGGGCGGCCUGUGGCCCUUCGGCGACGGCCUGUGCAAAGUCAGCACCUUCGCGCUGGCGGCCACGCGCUGCGCGGGCGCGCUGCUGCUGGCGGGCAUGAGCGUGGACCGCUACCUGGCCGUGGGCCGGCCGCUGAGCGCGCGGCCGCUGCGGAGCCCGCGCUGUGUGCGAGCCGCGUGCUGCGGCGCCUGGGCGGUGGCGGUCCUGGCCGGGCUCCCCGCCUUGCUCUACCGCGGACUGCAGCCGAGCCCGGACGGCCCGGGCAGCCAGUGCGCCGAGGAGCCGUCGGAUGCACUCCAGGGCCUCGGCCUGCUGCUGCUGCUGCUGACCUUCGCGCUGCCGCUGGCUGUCACCCUGGUCUGCUACUGCCGCGUGUCGCGCCGCCUGCCGCGCGUGGGGAGGGCCCGGAGCAAUUCGCUGCGCAUCAUCUUCGCCGUGGAGAGCGUCUUCGUGGGUUCCUGGCUGCCCUUCGGCGUCCUGCGAGCCAUCUUCCACCUGGCGCGCCUCCGGGCUUUGCCUCUGCCCUGCGCGCUGCUGCUGGCGCUGCGCUGGGGUCUGGCGGUCGCCACCUGCCUGGCUUUCGUCAACAGCUGUGCGAACCCGGUCAUCUACCUCCUGCUGGACCGCUCGUUCCGCGCCCGGGCCCGGUUCGGGGUGUGCACGCGCGCCGGGCGCCAGGUACGAAGGAUCAGCUCGGCGUCCUCGCUCUCCAGGGACGACAGCUCGGUGUUCUGGGGCCGGUCCCCAAAGGCGAACUCUGCCUCGGCCUCGUAGCCUCCCGUUGGCGGCGCAGGUGGAGCGGCCGCGGAGCUCCAAAGAGAGGAGCCACACGGAGGACGAUCGUGCUCCCAAGAUGCGCCCGGAGGACUGCCCAUCGGUUUUCUCGGAGCUGGCUAAGACUGGCUGUUCUCGCAGACUGAUAGACGUGGGAAGGGUGGGGAGUUUCCUUAAUUUUCCCCAGGGCAAGAAAGGCUGUAGACACCCACCUGGUUUACCCAGUCGAUGUGAGGGAAGUGAGUUUUCCUCUCUGCUUCAUUUGGUGUAGCUCAGCUCAAACAUCCAACGCAGACUCUCAACGGCCCUUCUUGCCCCAGACCGUUCUUGCCCCUGCAAAGCCUUUGCCAUCCGAGAAAUUUCUCCUCCACAUCAGCCCUCUACUAAUGCCACCUCAGAAAUGUUCUGUAGAACGAGAGGGGCGACAGCCCUUUCUCUGGCCAUCUUUGUAGCUUCAGUGACUGAAUCCUUUCACAUCCCCAGUUGGGAUAUUCAUUUUCAAAGGCUCACCAAAGACAUGGGAACCACCUCCAGUCUGAGCUGCCCAACUUGAUCCUUCCCACCUGUUCCUUCAGAGUGCCAACCUGGCUGUGGUGACCCUUCUCCCCUCUGGGGAAGCUGUUCUGACCUUCCUUCUUAGUGCUGGGAGCUGACAUUUCAGCAGGCAUUCCGAUUCCCCAUCACGCAGCCAGGGACCCCGGGUUCUUCUGUGAGUUCACAUCUCAAUAAUAAUAAUAAUAAUAAACCGCUGGUUAGCCCUCGUUA
Molecule: messenger RNA, 2703 nt
Organism: Peromyscus maniculatus bairdii (prairie deer mouse)
Lineage: Eukaryota; Metazoa; Chordata; Mammalia; Rodentia; Cricetidae
Gene: Gpr25
Product: G protein-coupled receptor 25
Biological process (GO): calcium-mediated signaling; positive regulation of cytosolic calcium ion concentration; cell chemotaxis
Cellular component (GO): external side of plasma membrane; membrane
Molecular function (GO): C-C chemokine binding; C-C chemokine receptor activity
Source: RefSeq, a predicted model, not a curated record